AUGACUCCUAACCCUGCUGCACAGAGAUAAGCAUUAUUAACCUUUUGCUGUGUUUCCAGCUUGUCUUUUGUUAACUUGUCUGUCCAUUUAUUGAGCAUCUGCUGUAUGCCAGGCUGAGGUGACCAAUUGAGAUAAGACAAACUCCCCCUCUGGUGGGAGUUGUGGUUUAGUGGGGGACCUUCAGUUAACCUGACAAGUACCUUAGGUGUGAAGAGGAGACACAAAAGAGGUGAGGAGAGGGCGCUGGGGAAAGGGGCUGUGAGGGCAGUUGCGGAAGGCUCUCAGAAGAGGUGACAUCUUGCCGGACUUACUUGUUCAUUGCAGUUUUAUUGUAUAUACAAUUUGAUGACGUUUUUUCCUCCUCAGCCUAUGUUACAAGCAUUUUCCCAUAUUAAAUACUCUUUGAAAACAUGAUUUUUAAGAAUUAUAGAAUUUCCCAUCAUGCAGACAUACUGAACUGCAUUCAACCAGCUUGCUCUUGCUGGACAUUAUUUAGGAAGCUUCCAGUUUUUGUGUUCCUCUUUUCCUACAACCCUCCUUCGUUCUUCAGGGCAAGCUCACAGAGGUAGACUCGGGAGGGAGAGCUCAAUAGCUGUGGCCUCGGCUUCUCAUGGGUCCCCUGGAUCCAUUUUGGGUGCUUCCAUUCAGGCUCCUUACCCCCUGAAGCCCUUCUCUUUCCAAGCACUCCUUUUUUUUUUUCUUUUUUAAGAUUUUAUUUAUUUGUGAGAGAGAGAGAGAGAGCCCAAGAGGGAGUAGAGUCAGAGAGAGAAGCAGACUCCCCGCCGAGCAGGGAGCCCGAUGCGGGGCUCGAUCCCAGGACUCCAGGAUCAUGACCUGAGCCGAAGGCAGUCGCCCAACCAACCGAGCCACCCAGGCACCCCCAAGCACUCACUCUUGUUUCCCACUCUGAGGAUCACUGCCAGCAAGGCAGAGGGGCUUCAAGAAUGCCCUGUGGUUGGGUCCCAGGCAGUGGCAAGCUGUGGCAGGCACAGGAUCCAUCCUUGGAGACUUCCUAGGUCUACAAAUGGGGAGCAGAUGGGGCCAGCUGUCUGGAAGCCUCCUCCUGCCUUCACCCUCCAGCAGAUGCCAUCUGAUUAUCCCCUGGCCGGGGUGACUGUGUUCCGCCCAGGCACAUCCCUGUGUGAUGAUGACUCACUGGCCAAGGGAGGCCUCUGCAACCUGUGCCCAGACAGGGCCAACAGGGAGCACAUCCUGCAGACAGGGGGCAUCCCGCUCAUCAUCAACUGUCUGUCCAGUCCCAAUGAGGAGACCGUGCUAUCUGCUGUCACCACGAUCAUGUACCUGAGCUCACCAGGCUCUGGCUCCCACCCUGAGCUGACCGCCAUGCCCGUGGUCCAGUGCAUGCUGCGCUUCUCUCUCUCGGCCAACACGAGGCUCCGGAACCUGGCCCAGAUCUUCCUGGAAGACUUCUGUUCCCCAAGCCAGGUGGCAGAAGCCCGCACCUGGAGGGCUCACUCUGCCCUGGGUAUCCCACUGCCAAGGACUGAGGCCCCACAGCAGCCCUGAUCCAGGGAGACCUCAUAGCCAUGAUACCCUGACUGUUAGAGAGGAGGCCACAAUCCUAGUUGGGGCUCAGGGAGCAGGAGCAGCCUGGUUCCCACUGAGCAUGUUCUCCCCAAAAGGUGUCCUUUCAGUUUUUUUAAAGGUGAGUUUUCUCAGCAUGACAGGUAUUUACACUGUGGUGAGGGGCAUUGAGAGAAGAGGCCAGACUUUGAGACACACGGAGGAGAGCAAAGGCAAUGCCAUUUCCAUAGGUUGGCACUCUCAACCAGCUGAAGGUCAAACUCCUGCCUCCUGCCCCCACCCCCAGCGCCCCACUGCCAGGCUGUCAACCUCCUGUGAGAAGCAGCUGGGACCCUAGAUUCAGAGGCUUUACAGAAGGGGCUUUUCAUGAGGAACAGCUGGGCCUGGGAUUAGACUUGCUUGUGCUUGAGGAAACAGGAAUUCUUUAACAGAAAUAUCUGAAAUAAUCUUGAACAGAAAUGAGAAGCCAGCUCAGGGCUCUGGGAAGGUGUCAUGCCCACUCCAGGGCUACGGAGGCUGGGUACCUGCACUGCCAGCUCCCCAGGCUGGGUGCUGGGUGUGCUUGAUGCCGGCUUGAAGAACUCUGUGGCCCACAGUUUAUCCACACAGGCCUAUCUGCCAGACACCAUGGCGUUUCAAAGACGAAGAUGUGGUCUCUACUCUUUUUUUUUUUUUUUUAAGAUUUUAUUUGUCAGAGAGACGCACAAGCAGGUGGGGCUGGCAGCAGGAGAAGCAGGCUCCCCGCUGAGCAGGGAGCCCAGUGUGGGACUCAA
Messenger RNA from Zalophus californianus (California sea lion), 2318 nucleotides. RefSeq names its product armadillo repeat containing 7 (gene ARMC7). The transcript has 2 exons. The record is from RefSeq and is a predicted model, not a curated record. Gene Ontology annotation, molecular function: protein binding. Bases 799 to 1527 code for a protein of 242 amino acids. NCBI's taxonomy places the organism in Eukaryota, Metazoa, Chordata, Mammalia, Carnivora, Otariidae.